Salvelinus fontinalis (brook trout) is the source of this 4216-nucleotide messenger RNA. It is a transcript of the gene stmn4, whose product is annotated as stathmin-like 4. The transcript has 8 exons. NCBI's taxonomy places the organism in Eukaryota, Metazoa, Chordata, Actinopteri, Salmoniformes, Salmonidae. The record is from RefSeq and is a predicted model, not a curated record. Gene Ontology annotation, cellular component: cytoplasm; neuron projection. Bases 177 to 1190 code for a protein of 337 amino acids. Gene Ontology annotation, biological process: regulation of microtubule polymerization or depolymerization; neuron projection development; microtubule depolymerization. Gene Ontology annotation, molecular function: tubulin binding.
CUGCUGCUAGCCUGUAUCCAAGGAGACAAACGGACAGAGGAGACAGACAGACAGCCUGAAAACUGGGACCACACAACCAUCACCAACACCAUCUCAGCACUGAUCUGGAAGAGGGAACAGCCACAUUGUAAGGAUCUGAGCUAAUUUCUAGUGAGGAACACAGACACAUUGGAAACAUGACCCUAGCAGCGUACAGAGAGAAGUUGAAAGAGCUCCCCCUGGUGUCUCUGUUCUGCUCCUGCAUCAACCCUCAGACCAUCGACUGUAAGCCCACAUACAAAGCAGAAGAUGCGGUGGAUCUGGGCUGGUGUGUGAUAAAGGACGUAGAGGUGAUAGAGUUGAACAAGCGUGCGUCGGGCCAGGCCUUCGAGGUCAUCCUGAAGCCCCCGUCGUUCGAUGGCAUCCCAGAGCUCAACGCUACCAUGCCCCAACGCAGGGAACUCUCCAUGGAGGAGAUCCAGAAGAAACUAGAGGCUGCAGAGGAGAGGAGGAAGUGCCAGGAGGCUGAGCUGCUGAAGCACCUGGCAGAGAAGAGAGAGCACGAGAGAGAGGUCAUCCAGAAGGCCUUUGAGGAGAACAACAACUUCAUCAAGAACUCCAAGGAGAAGCUGGAGCAGAAGAUGGAGGCCAACAAGGAGAACAGAGAGGCUCUGCUGGCGGCCAUGUUGGAACGACUGCAGGAAAAGGACAAACAUGCAGAAGAGGUGAGGAAAAAGGUACUAGCUUUGGCAGAUGCGGUGGAUCUGGGCUGGUGUGUGAUAAAGGACGUAGAGGUGAUAGAGUUGAACAAGCGUGCGUCGGGCCAGGCCUUCGAGGUCAUCCUGAAGCCCCCGUCGUUCGAUGGCAUCCCAGAGCUCAACGCUACCAUGCCCCAACGCAGGGAACUCUCCAUGGAGGAGAUCCAGAAGAAACUAGAGGCUGCAGAGGAGAGGAGGAAGUGCCAGGAGGCUGAGCUGCUGCAGCACCUGGCAGAGAAGAGAGAGCACGAGAGAGAGGUCAUUCAGAAGGCCUUUGAGGACAACAACAACUUCAUCAAGAACGUCAAGGAGAAGCUGGAGCACAAAAUGGAGGCCAACAAGAAGAACAGAGAGGCUCUGCUGGCGGCCAUGUUGGAACGACUGCAGGAGAAGGAAGAACACGCAUUAGAGGUGAGGAAGAAAAAAGAACUGAAGGAGGAGGCCUGCCGUUAGACGAGCGGAAAGAUAGAGGGAGAGAGAACGGAGGAGUGGUUUUGUGUCAUUAAAAAAAAACAAGAGAUCAAGACAAUGAGGGGGAAAAAAGGAAAACCAAAAGCUGCCCCAUCAGAGCGAUGAAGACAGGAGUUGAUAUACAGCACCAGUCAAAAGUUUGGACACAACUACUCAUUAGAGGUUUUUUUCUUUUCUUUCUACAUUGUAGAAUAAUAGAAGACAUCAAAACUAUAAAAUAACACAUAUGGAAUUAUGUAGUAACCAAAAAAAGUGUUAAACAAAUCAAAAUAUAUUUGAGAUUUGAGAUUCUUCAAAGUAUCCACCCUUUGCCUUGAUGACAGCUUUGCACACUCUUGGCAUUCUCUCAACCAGCUUCAUGAGGAAUGCUUUCCCAACAGUCUUGAAGGAGUUCCCACAUAUGCUGAGCACUUGUUGGCUGCUUUUACUUCACUCUGUGGUCCAACUCAUCCCAAACCAUCUCAAUUGGGUUGAGGUUGGGUGAUUGUGGCGGCCAGGUCAUCUGAUGCAGCAUUCCAUCACUCUCUUUGGUCAAAUAGCACUUACACAGCCUGGAGGUGUGUUGGGUCAUUGUCCUGUUGAAAAACAAAUGAUUGUCCCUGUAAGCGCAAACCAGAUGGGAUGGAGUAUCGCUGCAGAAUGCUGUGGUAGCCAUGCUGGUUAAGUGUGCCUUGAAUUCUAAAUUAUUCACAGUGUCACCAGCAAAGCACCCCCACACCAUCACACCUCCUCCUCCAUACUUCACGGUGGGAACCACACAUGCAGAAAUCAUCCAAUCACCUACUCUGCGUCUCACAAAGACACGGCGGUUGGAACCAAAAAUCUCAAAUUUGAACUCAUCGGACCAAAGGACAGAUUUCCACCGGUCUAAUGUCCAUUGCUCGUGUUUCUUGGCCCAAGCAAGUCUCUUCUUCUUAUUGGUGUCCUUUAGUAGUGGUUUCUAUACAGCAAUUCAACCAUGAAGGCCUGAUUCACACAGUCUCCUCUGAACAGUUGAUGUUGAGAUGUGUCUGUUACUUGAACUCUGUGAAGCAUUUAUUUGGGCUGCAAUCUGAGGUGCAGUUAACUCUAAUGAAUUUAUAAUCUGCAGCAGAGGUAACUCUGGGUCUUCCUUUCCUGUGAUGGUCCUCAUGAGAGCCAGUUUCAUCAUAGCGCUUGAUGGUUUUUGCGACUGCACUGGAAAUCUAUUCCAGGUGACUACGUCAUGAAGCUGGUUGAGAGAAUGCCAAGAGUGUGCAAAGAUGUCAUCAAGGCAAAGGGUGGAUACUUUGAAGAAUCUCAAAUCUCAAAUAUAUUUUGAUUUGUUUAACACUUUUUGGGUUACUACAUUAUUCCAUGUGUGUUAUUCUACAAUGUAGAAAAUAGUAAAAAUAAAGAAAAACACUUGAAUGAGUAGGUGUGUCCAAACUUUCGACUGGUACUGUAUGCAUCAACGAUUUGGAACAAGCGCACAAACUAAACAGUUUCUACUGGGGGAUUUGACUACAUACAACAAAAACAUUGCGAUGAAGUGAUGAAAUACAAGCGAAAAUGAGAAGCGAAUGCGAUGCUUGUCUGGCUGGCAGAUCAAGGUGCACACGAGGGAGGAAGUGGUCUGGUAGUGUCAGGGGGAGUGAUGUAAAUUAUUAUGUUAGAAUGGGUACGGUGCCUUGGUCAACUGCAGAGCAGUUAGCGUCAAACAAGUUACGCAGGCUACAACGUAACACCCUUAGAGCCCACUUUCCCAUAGUUUACACGCCUCAUAUCUACGCUCAUACACAAUCUCUCUGUAUCUCACAUGCAAGCUCUUACACAUAAGAGUUAUUUAUACCGUGAAACAUUUCCCCGUAUGGCUUUAACAGAAUGCUGUAAACAGUUUAUGCACGUCUUCCACUCAUGCGCUAUUUUGAAUUUACCAGGGAACGCUAUAAAUGAUGAAUGAUUUGUGAAUGACAGAUAAAAGAUUGGGUUGUGUCAUUGGAAAAAGCUCUCAAGUAAACUUGAUCAACUUUAGUUCAUUAACUGAUCGAAAAUUGACUUCAUACAUAUAGCUACAGACUUAGAGCACAAAAUGGACUCUGGUUUAAUGGACAUAUGAUCAUCGCUUUCUUUUUUUAACCACGACAAAAAAAAUCACUCCGAUACAAAAGAACAUAGAGCAGAACACAUCUUGGACGCCAGGGAGGGUGAGGAACUGGUUCCGAUUGGUUCGUUGAUUGAUUGACAGGAUGGUAAACUGCUUGAGCUGUCAGACCAGCCCAUCCAAUGGGUACGCUUUGCUUUGGCAUGUCACUGUACUUACUUGUUAACUGUGAUUGUCUGUUGUUUUUUUGAUGAUAGAAUAAGAGAGAGAACGAAAGAAUGAGAGAAAAGAUUGAUGUUAGGUGGAGCCACUCUGGGUACGUCCUAAAUGAUUGGGGUUGAUGUUAGCUGGAGCCACUCUGGGUACGUCCUAAAUGAGAGGAAGAGAUUGGGGUUGAUGUUAGCUGGAGCCACUCCGGGUACGUCCUAAAUGAGAGGAAGAGAUUGGGGUUGAUGUUAGCUGGAGCCACUCUGGGUACGUCCUAAAUGAUUGGGGUUGAUGUUAGCUGGAGCCACUCUGGGUACAUCCUAAAUGAUUGGGGUUGAUGUUAGCUGGAGCCACUCUGGGUACGUCCUAAAUGAUUGGGGUUGAUGUUAGCUGGUGCCACUCUAGGUUCGUCCUAAAUGGCUCCUUAUUCCCCAAAUAGGCUUCAUUUACACAGGCAGACCAAUUCUAAUAUUUGUUUCACUUAUUUUGUCUUUUGACCAAUCACAUCAGAUCUUUUCACAUCAGAUAUUUUUCAGAUCUGAUUGGUCAAACGCAGCCAGGAAUAGGCCAUAUGGAAUAGGGUGCUAUUUAGGACGCAGCCUCUGUCUUCAUUGUGGCGUAGUGUGAAAUGUUUGCACUGUAUUGUUGGGGGAAUGUGGGGGUUUUACUUGCGGUGUGUGUAUUUGUUAUGUUCUAAUCUACUCUUUGGCAUGGUCAGUAAACGCUUCUCUUGACUGAA